Molecule: messenger RNA, 6684 nt
Organism: Corticium candelabrum
Lineage: Eukaryota; Metazoa; Porifera; Homoscleromorpha; Homosclerophorida; Plakinidae
Exons: 2
Coding region: 961-5790 (1609 amino acids)
Biological process (GO): telomere maintenance; DNA repair
Molecular function (GO): DNA helicase activity
Source: RefSeq, a predicted model, not a curated record
GUGUCUGUCUGUCUGUGUGCCCGUACGUACGAGCGUCUCUCGAAGACGGCGACUCCGAUCUCGGCCGAAUUUCGCUCGCGCACGCCGAAUUCAUUGAGGUCGAAAGUCAGACUGCGGUCGUCUUCCUGACUUCUCCCACGACGACGUCGUUUCCCGCCGAUCGCGCUCGCUUCCGCUCGCGCGCGAAUAUCUCCGGAUCGGCGCAUCGUGUCUCCACCGAAUUUAGACUGCCCGUUCCCGACGUCGGACGGUACGCGCCGAGCGUGUCGUCUAUUGCCGGCGACGUCGGGAAAAGGAAGAUAUUCUUGCUGAUAUCCGGGUCUCGAAAAAAUACGCACACUGUCGUUUGCCAGUCUGCGACCGUCGAAGAGCUGCCGUGUUUGAUGCACCUGUUCCCCGAAACGCCAGCAACGUCUUCGAGCAGACGACGUUCAGCGGGACCGUCGAAAUGACGACAGUCGGUACGCGUCGUGACUUCGUUAGAUACGGAGCUGCCGUGUUUGAUGCACCUCUUCCCCGAAACGCCAGCAACGUCUUCGAACAGACGACGUUCAGCGGGACUGUCGAAAUGACGAGAGUCGGCAUUCGUUAUAUACGGGGAACGGAUUAUCCGGGUAAGUAUUGCACGUGACUUCAACUAAUCACUACGUAUCUACACCGAAUUUACCGGCCCGUUCCUGACAUCGGACAGUAUGCACUCCCUGCAGCGGAGAGAAGUGCCGAUGUCUGUACAGGAUCUUUCGCACUGCCGAUAAUCUUACGUUAUCUUAAUUAAUAGCAAACGUCAUAGAUGUCAACGCACUUGAUAUGCCUUUAGUGAACUAACACCACGGCUAAUUAGUGACAGUAAACGGUUACUGACAAAACAUUACACUCUACUGUCGCCAAAACAUUACAGUCUACUAGCUGCGCAAUAUAGGAUUUCCAAGUGUAUACGCGACAUUUUGCGUCGUUUUUACAAUGCCUCCGAAGAGACGAAAGACAGUUUUUUCAUCGGCAGCUGCAGCCAGUCAAAAACGGAGACGUUUAGAAGAAGACGAAGUAGCGAGACGGCAACGUUUGGACUCCGGUAGAGAUAGAGUGGCGAGAGCGCGUGCUGAGCAAGGUGAGGCAGCUAGACAAUGGCGACUAGACAGCGACAGACACAGAAGCGCUACGGCUCGCGCGAACGAAAACGAGUUAGACAGACAGCGACGACUUCAGAUUAAUCGUGAUACCACUGCUAGAACUCGCGUAGAUGAACACAUUGUAGCCAGACAAGAACGAUUGGCCGCCGACCGCAACAGAACUGCUGCAGCGCGUGCAGCGGAAGAUGAGCUAGCCAGACAAGAGCGAUUGGCCGCCGACUGCAACAGAACUGCUGCAGCGCGUACAGCGGAAGAUGAGCUAGCCAGACACGAGCGAUUGGCCUCCGACUGCAACAGAACUGCUGCAGCGCGUGCAGCGGAAGAUGAGCUAGCCAGACAAGAACGAUUGGCCGCCCACUGCAACAGAACUGCUGCAGCGCGUGCAGCGGAAGAUGAGCUAGCUAGACAGCGACGACUUCACAGUGAUCGAGAAAGACAUACUGCAACAAGAGUGCGACAGCAACCGAAUAUUCCACCAGCUCUGAACUAUGAUGCAGCACAACCUCCACUUCCGUGUUGUAUUGGCUCUAUGACAAACGUGUGUGUCAACUGCGGCGCUAUGAAGUGGAAAGGAGAAGCACCUGGCAUGUGUUGCAGUAGCGGAAAAGUGAAACUGGCAACUCUGCAAGAUCCACCGCUCUUGCUAAAAUCAUUGCUUCUAGGUGACUCAGAAACGUCUAGGCAUUUCCUUACAAAUAUUCGCAAGUACAAUUCAGCUUUUCAGAUGACAUCAAUGGGUUGCAAUGAAAUUAAGGAAACACAUGGAUGGAAUCCUUGCUUCAAAGUGCAAGGUCAAGUGUACCACCUCAUUGGAAGCCUGUGCCCUUUGCCUAAUGAAGAAUCCAAAUUUGCUCAAAUCUACUUUUUGGGUGAUGUGGAGAGAGAGAUACAAGUAAGACAAGGCAUUGUUCCUGGUUUGAGGAUAAAUAUCAUUGAGGGUUUACAAAACAUGCUUCAUGCCAUCAAUAGGUAUGUGCAGAGUUUUAAAUUAGCCAAAGACGUUCUCCGUGAAUAUGAUCAGCAGUACAAGGUUGUGAUUCAUGCUGACAAGAGGCCUCCUAGAGAACACAGAGGGCGGUUUAAUGCUCCAAUGUGUGAUGAGGUAGCUGUGCUUAUGGUCACAGAAGAACAUGGAAAGAGAGACAUUGUCCUUCGUAAGUCUGAUGGCAGCCUUACAAGAAUAGCUGAAACUCAUCGCAGCUAUGAUGCUUUGCAGUAUCCUCUCAUACUUCCACAUGGAGAUGAUGGAUACUAUUUUCCUGACCAACCAGUCCCAAACCAGUACAAAGUAUCUGCGAUGAAACAUUAUGCGUAUCGACUGAUGAUGCGAGGUGGUGCAGACUUUAACAUCUUGCUACGGUGUCAGAGACUGAUGCAACAAUAUGUUGUUGACAUGUACGCCAAAAUAGAGACCGAACGGCUGUGCUUCCUUCGGCGAGAGCAAACAAAACUUCGAGCUGAACAAUAUGGUGAGUUGAGAGAUGCACUUCUGGCAAGUGAUGGAGAUCCAACAAACAUCGGUAAGACGGUGAUCUUACCUAGCUCCUAUACUGGAGGACCACGGUACAUGCAUGAACGUACACAGGAUGCCAUGUGCUAUGUUAGAAAGUUUGGUAGGCCUUCUCUUUUUAUCACAAUGACGUGCAAUCCCGGCUGGAAAGAAAUCACUGAUGAACUGCUGCCCAUGCAGACAGCACAACAUCGUCCAGACCUAAUUGCACGUGUCUUUAACCUAAAAAGAAAGGAACUCAUCAAACAGUUGACCAAGCACUGCAUCUUCGGCAAGACUAUUGCAUACCUGUGUUCCAUUGAAUGGCAGAAACGUGGUCUGCCACAUGCUCAUAUUUUAGUUUGGUUACCUGCAGAGCACAGCAUUCAUGCUGAUGACAUCGAUGCCGCUAUUUCCGCUGAGUUGCCUGACCCUAACUCUGACAAGGUGCUGUUUGAUAUAGUCAUGACAAACAUGAUUCAUGGCCCUUGCGGUCGCAUGGACAAGCACUCACCCUGCAUGCGAGAUGGAGCAUGCACGAAACGUUACCCGAAAGAGUUUAAAAGUGAUACUCAGAGCGGCCAUGAUGGUUAUCCAUUAUAUCGACGACGUAAACCCGAUGAUUGUGGCCAUCAAGGAAUAAAGAAGAUCAAAGGUAACGAUGUCUGUAUAGACAAUCGAUGGGUAGUACCUUACUCUCCCUACCUCUGCCGAAUGUUUGCCUGUCAUAUCAACGUAGAGCUUUGUACAAGUGUCAAGUCUAUCAAGUAUGUCCUAAAGUAUGUCAACAAGGGCAGGGACAUGGCAGUUUUUUCGCUAGAAAAAUCCCAACCUAUCGAUGAAAUAGAUCUGUACCAGACAGCAAGAUACUUCAGUUGCAGUGAAGCUUGCUGGAGAAUACUGAACUUUACCAUUCACGAUCGUCAUCCAGCAGUGACAAACCUUCAUGUCCACCUACUAAAUGGGCAGAGGGUUGUUUACAAUGAUCAAAAUGCUGUUGCUCUUGCUCAACGUCCACCUAAAACCACGUUGACAGCUUUUUUUGAUCUCUGCGCUCGGUAUCGUCCAGAUCUUGACCAGCUUGCUACGCCCGACCAGAGGUUUGUUCAAAAUUUGCUUUAUGUAAAUGUGCCCGAGUACUUUACAUUUCAUUCAGGCACCAAAACGUGGAACCCUCGAAGGCUUGGCACAGCUGUUUACAGUGAUGGUCAAAUAACUUCAUUUAAAAAAAGUGAGGUCAUUGGUCGAGUGUACGCCGUGCAUCCUAAGCAACAGGAAUGCUUCUUUUUACGCCUUCUGCUUCACCAUAAGCGGGGACCUUGCUCUUUUGAUGACUUGCUUACGAUUGAUGCACGAAAGUGCCAGACUUUUCGCGAAGCAUGUAACUGCAUGGGUUUGUUGGAAGAAGACUUGCAUUGGGCCAUGGCCAUGCAAGAGGCAGCCAUGCGAGCCGGAGCAUCUACACUACGUGCUCUGUUUGCUGUUAUAUUGACCACGUGUGAUGUUGCUGACCCUCUUGCCAUAUGGUCUGCAUAUCGAAAUGAUAUGACUGAUGACAUACUGCAUCAGUGUAGGAGGGAAGCUCGACAGCCUGACAUGGACUAUAGUGAUGAUAUGUACAACGAGUGUCUCUUUCGACUACAGGAAUUAGUACAGCAGAUGAGUGGACAGAAACUUGAAGAGUACGGACUGCCGCCUGUAAACAGGGGACAUGAAGACAGACUGACAGUUGACCUACUUAGAGAAAAAUCUUAUGACAGAGAAGCACUGCAACAAUUUGUAGACGAAAAUGAAACGAAUUUGACGAUUGACCAACGCAACAUUGACCUUCGCAUUACAGAUAUGGUGGACCAUGGGCAAGGAGGGAUUAUUUUUAUUGAUGCCCCAGGUGGCACAGGUAAAACCUACCUGAUUAACCUUUCCCUGGCACGCCUCAGAUCAAGAGGAUUUGUCGCCCUUGCUGUCGCCAGCAGUGGCAUUGCGGCACAGCUACUAUCAAAUGGGAAGACAGCACAUUCAACAUUCAAGAUACCGCUUAAUCUCAUGACCACAGACCUUCCUAUGUGCAACCUCAAGCGAGGUUCAUCAAAGGCUACACUCCUACAGGAAUGUGCCGUUAUAUUUUGGGACGAGGCAACCAUGGCUAACAAACUAGCUUUUGAGGCUUUAGAUCGCACAUUACAAGACCUAAGGCAGUCCUCAAGACCAUUUGGCGGUAUCUUAGUUGUCCUGUCUGGGGACUUUCGUCAGACAUUACCAGUCAUUCGAGGAGGUACACGUGCCAAUGAAAUUGAUGCCUGCAUCAAGUCAUCACAUUUAUGGCAACACGUAGAAACACAUUCUUUGACAACUAACAUGAGAGCUUAUCUCUACGGUGACGCCAACGCUGCUGAGUUUGCAAGUCUCUUGCUGCGAGUUGGGAACGGUCAUAUACCGGUAGUUGAAGGACGUCAUACCAUCUUCAUUCCAGAAGAUCUUGGCACAGUUACCGACUCUCCUCAGACCUUGAUAGAGCGAGUGUACCCAAACUUGCAACAUCACUACCAAGACUUCGAAUGGCUAAUGCAACGAGCUAUUCUCGCACCACACAAUGUCUCCAUUCGUGAUAUUAACUGGGAGAUGCUUCAGCUGUUUCCUGGAGAGAUAAAGAUCUAUAAAUCAAUUGAUACGGUCAGAGAUGAUGAUGCAGUACACUAUCCCUCGGAGUUUCUUAACUCCCUGGAACCUGCUGGUAUGCCUCCUCAUAAACUGGCUCUAAAGGUGGGAAUUCCUCUAAUGGUUGUUCGAAAUCUGGCUCCUGGGAUUGCAAACGGCACACGUCUUAUACUAAAGAGAAUGAUGAACAACUGUCUGGAAGCAACUAUUGCUACUGGACCGCAUAAAGCCCAGGACGUGUAUCUGCCAAAGAUACCACUAAUUCCCAGUGAUACUGGACUACCAUUUGAAUUCAAACGACUUCAGUUUCCAGUUAAGGUCUGCUUUGCUAUGACUAUUAACAAGGCACAAGGGCAGACCUUAGCUGUGGCAGGGCUAGAUCUACACGAGCCAUCCUUUAGCCAUGGACAGCUUUAUGUUGGCAUUUCUAGAGUUGCCUCCAAACAUGGACUAACUUUCUUGGCAAAAGAAGGAAAAACCAAAAACGUAGUGUACCAGGAAGUGCUGUCGACAAGAUGAUCAUCUUUAUAUUCACUGCAGGCAUUCAUGGCCAACAUCACCUAUGAUGCUGGCCAACAGCGACUGAACCAGGGUUAGCUUAGAAGAGGUUGACUGUUAAUAGGAGUGUGCAAGCACUCCAUGACAUCUCAGACUGUGCCUUUGCAUGGCUGUAAAUUCAGCCCAACUGAACAUUCAAGACACCGCUUUUAAUCAUGCACACAUGGUCAAUUAGAUAAACAUUAAUGACUAACGACUAAACAGACAAAACACUACAAUAAUGCACUAAAAGGUAGGUAGACAAUAUGUAUCACACAGCAACAAACAGGACAAAGUAGACCGUUUUGGCGGCUGCAGCAGCUGGUGAUGCAUCAAUUUCUCAAAGAGACCUAUGCUGAAGACAUCAAGCAGGGAUGAUAACCAACACUCUAGACCAGAGAGUUUGGAAAUCUACAAAGAUCUCUCUAUACAAACUGUACGUGACUUGGCUACACCCCCUCUGCCUCUCCAACCAUCAAACGCAUUUUUAGAUACUUUCUGCUGUAAUCUCUACCUAUAAAAGCGACCUGUCUGUCUGUUUGUGUGUUUUUCUGUACUGUCUGUCUGUCAUUAAUAGCAAACAGUGUCUGCAAAUCAAUAAUUUGUGUCAUUAAACUAUUACCGGGGUGUUGUCCCCCGGGCGAAGCCGGGCAUUGGAGCUUGUCUCUAUAUAUAAAGGAGAGGUGUCUGUGUGUGUGUCUGUCUGUCUGUCUGUCUGUGUGCCCGUACGUACGAGCGUCUCUCGAAGACGGCGAGUCCGAUCUCGGCCGAAUUUCGCUCGCGCACGCCGAAUUCAUUCAGGUCGAAAGUCAGGCCGCGGUCGUCUUCCUGACUUCUCCCACGACGACGCCGUUUCCCGCCGAUCGCGCUCGCUUC